Molecule: messenger RNA, 2560 nt
Organism: Centruroides sculpturatus (bark scorpion)
Lineage: Eukaryota; Metazoa; Arthropoda; Arachnida; Scorpiones; Buthidae
Product: peroxisomal acyl-coenzyme A oxidase 3-like
Exons: 14
Coding region: 368-2380 (670 amino acids)
Biological process (GO): lipid homeostasis; fatty acid beta-oxidation using acyl-CoA oxidase
Cellular component (GO): peroxisome
Molecular function (GO): pristanoyl-CoA oxidase activity; FAD binding; fatty acid binding
Source: RefSeq, a predicted model, not a curated record
GAGUAGAAAAUUGCUAGACAAUACAAAGGAAAUGCCGGAAUGUCCUUGGCAUCAUCGGGCUUGAUUAACGAUGCGUAGCGGACUCGACGUCGAGUUAAAAAAAAGUUUCAAUCUUUUCACUCCCGUCUCUCUCAUUUAGCAAAUGAUCAUUUGUAUUUAUUUCUCAGUCUAGUGUCGUCAUAUACUGUAGUCACGUGUUAUAUAUACCGAAAUAUAUAUAGUUUCGAUAUUUGUGCAACGGUGAGGCACGUCGUGCGAUGAGUUCUAUUGUGGAAAUAAAAAGCGAAGAACCUGUUCGACUGGAUGAAAGUGCAUUAUACGAAAUACAGUUAUGAAUGAAUGAUAGAAAAAAGAGAGAAGAGUAAAGAUGGAUGAUAGACAACUCAACGAAUUGCUGCCCGAUUUUCGUCCAGGGCCUCUCGAUAAUUAUCGUGGCAAAGCUAGUUUUAAUUGGAAAAAAAUGAAAGUAUUGCUGGAAAGCGAAGAAGUUAUACGAUUUCAAAAAAAAGUAUGGAAAUUAUUGGAAGAAGAUCCACUUUUUCAUCAAGCACCUACUGCAGAACUAACAAGACAAGAAUGCAUUCAUUUGUGUUUCCAGCAACACAAGCGUUUAAUGGAAUAUAAAUUUUUUACGGAAGAAGAAUUUAUACAAAAUCCUGCAAUGAUACUGCAUCUGACUUCAUGUUUAGGAAUGUAUGAUUGGUCGUUAUCUUUAAAACGAAUGCUAGGAUACGAGGCAGUAGGAUGCUUAGCUAUUACAGAGAUUGGUCAUGGUACAAAUACUAGAGGAAUACAAACAACAGCAACUUUUGAUAAAGAAACACAGGAAUUUGUGUUAAAUACACCAAAUAAAGAAUCUGUUAAAACAUGGGCGGGGAAUCUCGGUUCACUAGCAACUCAUGCUGUUGUGUUCGCCCAGUUAUAUACCCCUGAUGGCAGCUGCCAUGGCCUUCACUCAUUUCUGGUGCCUGUUCGUGAUCCAAAAACAUUGAAACCAUUUCCAAAUUUAAUUCUGGGUGACAUGGGUCCCAAACUCGGCCUUAAUGGAUUGGAUAAUGGAUAUUUAAUUUUUUGUAAUUAUCGUAUUCCUCAUGAAUGUCUUCUUAGUCGAACGGGUAAUGUUACAUCAGAUGGAAAAUAUAUAACUAAAUAUAAAGAUCCUAGUAAAAGAUUCGGUGCAUCUUUAGUUUCAUUAUCACUUGGACGAAUAACUAUAAUGAAGAUGUCUAUAGCAAGUUUACAAAAAUGCCUUCCAAUAGCCAUUCGAUAUUCGGCAGUGAGACGUCAGUUUGGACCAACAGAAAAUUCAGAAAUACCAAUUUUAGAAUAUCAAUUACAGCAAUGGCGUCUGAUACCAUAUCUAGCUGCUACGUAUGUUCUGUAUUAUGGGAAUAUUCAAUUUUGUAAAGAUUUUUUUUCUUACCAACUGGCCAUAUGGUUUGGAGAAACAUCAAAUGAACUGGCUGAAAGAGGUGCAGAAUUACAUGCAUUAUGUUGUGCUGGAAAACCAUUGUGCACUUGGUUGGCACAGAGUGCAAUUCAAGAAUGCAGAGAGGCCUGCGGUGGUCAUGGUUAUUUGCAAGCAUCUGGAUUUGGAACAUUGCGGAAUGACAAUGAUGCUCAGUGUACGUACGAAGGAGACAAUAAUGUUCUUCUUCAACAGACAAGUAAUUAUUUAAUUGGAUUGUUAAAAAGGAAAUUAACAGAAAGAGGCUAUGUUAUCACUCCUCAAAGUGUUACUUUUUUGAAUAAUAUGGAUGAUAUACUAAGUAAGACAUUAUCUGUUACUUCAGUAGAAGAUAUUAGAGAUAUGAAAAUAAUAUUAUCUGCCUAUCAGUGGCUAGUUUGUUAUCUAUUAAAAGGCAGCCAUGAAAAAUUAGAAAAUGAAAUAAGAAAAGGGGAAAAUACUUUUACUGCUCGGAAUAACUCACAAGUGUACUUUUGCCAGCCAUUGUCAUUAGCAUUUUUUGAGCUUUCCAUAAUUCAGAGGUUUUACGAUUUUAUUACCGAAGAAACGGUUGACGUCGUCCUGUCGUCUAUAUUAAAGAAAGUGUGUUCUUUGUACGCUCUCUGGAGUUUAGAAAAACAUUUAGCAAUUUUUUACGAAGGCGAAUAUUUUAAAGAAGGAAAGAUGGCGUCUCUGAUUAAAGACGGAAUUUUGUCAUUGUGCUCCUUCCUUAAAAACGAAGCCAUAGCUCUUGCAGACGUAAUUUCUCCUCCAGAUUUUAUUCUUAAUUCGGUUCUCGGAAAUUCUGAUGGACAAGUUUACGAACAUCUUUAUAAUGCCAUUGUUCAGAGAUCGGGAGCGCAAGACAGGCCGUUCUGGUGGAAGGAAUUUCUCAAAAAACCUUCGGUUCAUUCUAUACGAGCUAAACUUUAAAAAAAUCUUCUGCGUUUUUACUGCCAUUCCAUUUUAUAUCUGCAUUUUAUUUUUUAUGAGUUUAUCAUUAAAACCAGUAUUAUUAUUAUUAUUAUUAUUAUGCUUUUUAAUAUGUAUAAUUUCGAUCUGCAUAAUUUUUAUGCAAUUUGUUGUUUUUGGUUAAAUAAAAUUGGGAAAGUU